This is a messenger RNA of Leptinotarsa decemlineata (Colorado potato beetle), 981 nucleotides long. RefSeq names its product putative OPA3-like protein CG13603. Gene Ontology annotation, biological process: regulation of lipid metabolic process. The record is from RefSeq and is a predicted model, not a curated record. NCBI's taxonomy places the organism in Eukaryota, Metazoa, Arthropoda, Insecta, Coleoptera, Chrysomelidae. Gene Ontology annotation, cellular component: mitochondrion.
UUUGUCAUUGAGGUUAUAUCAUGACGUAAUUUGUAUUUUAAAUUUUCUUUUUGUAAAGAUUGAAGAUGGUUGUUGGGGCUUUCCCUGCCGCAAAAUUAGGAGCUCUUUUAUUGAAACAGAUUAGCAAACCCAUAGCAAAUGUUUUAAAAAGUCAGGCAAAAAGUUCCCCUGUAUUUAGAAAAUAUGUUUGUUUGCCUCCUGCACAGUUUUACAAUUGGUGUGAGGUGAAAUCAAAGAUGUGGAUUCUCAAUUUGGGAAAGCCUGUCAAUAUACCUGUUUUAAAUGAAGCUAUGGCAAUUGAAUUAGGUGCCAAUUUAUUGGGGGAAGGAAUCAUAUUCCUCAUAGCUGCUGGCAUAUUGAUUUCUGAAUAUAAUAGAUCUUCAAAAAAGGAAGCCGCUAAAGAAGAAGCAAAGCAGCAAGAGAUGACUGAAUUGAAAAAUACUAUCAGAGAGUUAUUUCUACAAUCGGAAGAACAAGCAGCUCAUAUUAGAGAACUGACUAGGAGGUUGGGUGAUACAGAAAGCAAAAUAAGUAACAAACAACUCCCGCCAAAGACCCCAUCAGCAAAUCUACCUAUUUCAGACCCAAACAUUGUUAUCAGCCAAAUCGAACAGCCCCCAAUCCACCAAAAUAGUAAAAUGAGUCAGAAUUUAUCCAAAAGUAGUGGUUUGAUUUUGAGAGCAAUUGACGAUAUAAACAAUCAAUUUUGGAGUAGUCCCCUAAUUGAAAGGGAAGAUAGUACUUUGCUCAUAAGUUUAUAUUAUGUAGAAAGGCUUUUGAGGUUUCGAUAGUGAUUCAAAAAUCACUUUCAGUCAUUUUGUUGGAUAUUGUAUGAUAUAUUGAAUCUGAUUGUUUUUGAACUAGAAGUUUUUGCAAAUACUCCAAACAUGUUAUUUACUGUGAGCUUUUCACCGUAGAAUAAAUUUUACCACAUAUUGCUAAGCAAAAUAAGUACUUUAAGUUAUUAAAUUAUUUUUUGAA